ACUUUUGAAAUCUCUUCCGGAAUUCCAAAUAAUGGUUAGAUCGUGUGAACCUAUUUCCGGGCCAGCAUCAUUAUCACUUCCCAAACUAGACAGCAGUAUACAUGGUAGCCAUCAGUCUGGACACGCCAUGGCUGGCCUGUGGUUGGUCUGGUGGCUCUGCCAGUUGACACUUGGUUCCUCCAGCCAAACUCGCAUAGUGGGCGGCAAGGAGACGACUAUUUCCCAGGUUCCAUACCUGGUUAAUCUGCGCCAGAAUGGUUAUUUUAUCUGCGGUGGAUCGCUGAUCUCAACCAGCGUGGUGCUCAGUGCAUCGCAUUGUGUUUAUGGUUCCCAGCCAGAGGAUUACACCAUCCACGCGGGCGCCAGUCGGUUGGAUGAAGAUGCUCCCGUGGUUCGCAGUGUAGCCAUGUUCCACACUUCGCCCAGCUACUCUGCCACCAAUUUCGACAUGGACGUGGCUUUGUUGCAACUGCAGGAGGCUGUACUUCUAAUUCCGGGUAAAGUUGCCACCAUUACUCCUUGUCGCAAUGCGCCGGAGGCCAAUGCAUAUGCCAGGAUUAGUGGUUGGGGAGUGACCCGCGAGACUAACCGUGAUCCUGCCAAACAGGUCCGAACGGCCAUGGUGAGAGUGCUGCCGGGCGCGGAAUGCCAGCUGUCUUACUCCGUGUUUGCCCAAAUAAGCGACUCCAUGCUCUGUGCCGCCGUGCGUGGUGUCCGGGAUUCCUGCUCCGGCGAUUCAGGCGGUCCUUUGGUCUACCGCGGACAGGUUUGUGGCAUUGUGUCCUGGGGAUUCGGCUGUGCCCGUCCAGCUUUUCCGGGUGUUUACACCAACGUGGCUAGUGGAAGAGUUUAUGCUUUUAUAGAGCAAACACUACAGAGGAUUAGGAGCUAGAUAUAUUGGAAUUUCUACAAAUCUUUAUAAUCUAAAGAAUAUAGAUACCUUAUUUUGAUCAACAUCUCGUCUUAGUAUUUUUUCUGAUCUUAAUCUAAGGUAUGAACUCUUCCAAUAGAAAUCCUAUCUAUGUAUAUAGAUGGAACUCUAAUGGCACGACGAACAAGGAAUCGAGAUCAAUGGACAAUUAUUAUAUCAAGUAAUUUGUAGAAUCUGAUGAACGACUGAAACAAGGUCAAUAAAAGUGGCUAGAAC
Messenger RNA from Drosophila subpulchrella, 1147 nucleotides. Its product is annotated as trypsin alpha-3. Gene Ontology annotation, biological process: proteolysis. The transcript has a single exon. Lineage: Eukaryota; Metazoa; Arthropoda; Insecta; Diptera; Drosophilidae. The record is from RefSeq and is a predicted model, not a curated record. Gene Ontology annotation, molecular function: serine-type endopeptidase activity. Bases 32 to 892 code for a protein of 286 amino acids.